Molecule: messenger RNA, 2399 nt
Organism: Betta splendens (Siamese fighting fish)
Lineage: Eukaryota; Metazoa; Chordata; Actinopteri; Anabantiformes; Osphronemidae
Gene: pnp6
Product: purine nucleoside phosphorylase 6
Exons: 6
Coding region: 138-998 (286 amino acids)
Biological process (GO): nucleoside metabolic process
Cellular component (GO): cytoplasm
Molecular function (GO): purine-nucleoside phosphorylase activity
Source: RefSeq, a predicted model, not a curated record
CCGCGACCUGCGCCGCUGCGUCCGUCGCCACGGAAUCGCCAGCAGCUUUAACGACGAAGAGCUGAAUACGAUCAGCGCCUGUCAAAAACGACGCAAGCGGCUCAUUUCCAUCUCAUCUGUGCCGCUUUUUAACAAAUAUGGAAGCGACAUCCUCCCGGUCUUGUAGUUAUGAAGAGUACAAGGAGACAGCAGACUGGCUGCUAAACCACACAAAGCACCGCCCCAAAGUGGCCAUUAUCUGUGGCUCAGGCCUGGGUGGCCUGGCUGAUCUGCUGGAGAACAAAACUGUCUUUCCUUAUAAAGACAUCCCCCGUUUCCCCACUAGCACCGUUCCAGGUCAUGAGGGUAGCCUUGUCUUUGGGAAGCUACACGGCCAUGAGUGUGUGUGCAUGAAGGGCCGCUUCCAUUUUUACGAGGGAUACAACAUAAACACAGUCACGUACCCAGUUCGAGUAUUUUUCCUGCUGGGUGUGGAAACUCUGAUUGUGACGAACGCAGCAGGGGGACUCAAUGGCAGCUACAACGUGGGGGACAUCAUGCUCAUUAAGGAUCACAUCAACAUGCCAGGCUUUGCAGGGCAGAAUCCGCUGUGUGGGCACAACGAUGAGAGAUUUGGGGUGCGCUUCCCGUGCAUGUCCGACGCAUAUGACCGCGGGCUGAGGGAGCUGGCCAAGGGCUCAGCCAAGGAGCAGGGCUGUGACCAGUUCCUGCAGGAGGGGGUCUAUUGCAUGCUGGCUGGGCCAUCCUACGAGACCAUUGCAGAGUGCAGACUCCUGAAGACGCUUGGGGCAGAUGCUGUGGGUAUGAGUACAGUCCCAGAGGUGCUGGUUGCUCGUCAUUGUGGUCUGCGUGUGUUGGGGCUGUCGCUCAUCACCAACAAGGUUGUCACAGAUUACGACAGUGGUGAGAAAGCGAAUCACGAGGAGGUGCUGAGGACCACAGAGCUCCGAACCCAGGACCUCCAGAAGCUCGUCAGCAACAUCAUCACCAAGCUCUAAAGCCUUCUUGUAGAAAAAGGGUUUCUAGUCCAGUUGGUUGGCAGAAUACUGGGCAAAGGUCUGAGAGGAGGUGCAGAAGGUUGGACUUGGUUUCUGAGUAUUGGGUAAUGUAUGUACUGUAACCACAGCAGGACCUGAAUGUGUUUGCAAUGAGAGUUAGGAAAAAAUGAAUCGCUUCGACACUUUUUGGGAAACAUAGCUUGAUCAGUGAUGCAAACAAUUGUGAUCAGUUCAAUAUUCAGGGUGCUUGGAGCUGGUGGAACAUAUGGGUCAGGUGACAACUUACAAACUAAGACAAGUGUGGUGAUGGUCACAACCAUAAGUAACAGUUUAAUCCCCAUUCGAAUCUUACAUUAUUGGUUCAGUGUUGGGUUUAAUCCUGUCCCACCUGAUACAGACAGACUGACCAGCGUCUCAUGUCUGAAUGUGAAUGGUUUUACUGACUUUUGUUGACUACUACAGGACCGGGUCAGUGGCUCUGAUCACCGGCUAGCGUUCUGCUCUUGCUCUGGAUGAUGACUCUGUCAUUUUUACACUUCAUCUUUUAAUAAGUGCUUAAUAUUAGGAUUUGUUUUUAUUAGGACAUUGUUGCUGACAACCUGUUAGGUCAGUGCGCUGCUUAUACAACCAUAAUCCCAUUAUUUGAUCAAAAUGAAUUUAUUUAGAUUAUUUUAUGAUUUUUAAAUAGACAAAUUGCUUGUAUCUAAUGUAUGUAUUUACUGUAGUAGUAGAGUUGCAUCAAUCUUUGCUGGUCAGGAGAAAGAAAUACAGAGAGAAUAUAUAAAAAAACAUUAUAUGAAGAUUAUCUGUUUAUAAAAAAUACAAUAUAAUCAUAUAAUAAGAAAUACUAAAAGGUUAAGGUUCAUCUGCCCAAGCAGUAGUGAUUUAUGAGAGGCUUUUCUAGAGCACAGAACCACAACACUGUAAUAUCAGAGAGCGCUAUAAUACCUGGGCCUGGUUUUCAAUCUCCUCUGUGCGAAUGUAUAACCUCCUGCCAGGUUCCCUUGACCGUCUCAUUCAUUAAAGCCUGGAAGGCUGGAGGAAUCCUGGAUCAGCAGUCCUCUUAAAUCGUUUGCAUCAUGCUUAACAUUAAAAUGGUAAUGGAAGUCUUAAAAGGCAACUCCACUCUGACCAAACACCAGCAUCACGGUCUGAAGCCUGGACCUGCAUUGUAAGGAGUAUUACAGUAGUACUUACAGCAAGUGUCUAGUUAUUGAGUCUUACCCUUAUUAAUUUCUCUGUGCUUAGUUUAAAGAAUUGUAUUUCUUCCAGGUCUCAGCCAGAGUUUUACUCACACACAAGAUAAAUAUAUCUAUAUAAACUAUGUCUACUGAAUAGAAACAAUUUAUUUUUAUUUCAAAAUCUUGGUGCUACUGUAUCUAAUAAAACUUGGAGACAAAA